Messenger RNA from Sorex fumeus (smoky shrew), 2510 nucleotides. RefSeq names its product exocyst complex component 3 like 2 (gene EXOC3L2). The coding region runs from base 67 to 2478 and encodes 803 amino acids. Gene Ontology annotation, cellular component: exocyst. The record is from RefSeq and is a predicted model, not a curated record. Gene Ontology annotation, biological process: exocyst localization; exocytosis. Lineage: Eukaryota; Metazoa; Chordata; Mammalia; Eulipotyphla; Soricidae. Gene Ontology annotation, molecular function: SNARE binding. The transcript is spliced from 12 exons.
CAGGACGGUCGCGGGGACCUGCGGACGGCACUGAGGCUCGGACCAGAGGGGUCCCCAGCUGCCGACAUGCCCAUCCUGAAGAGUCUCGGGGUGACCGACUCGAAAGUGUCCCGGGGCGGCACCCUGCCCCUGAGGUCUUCUCGGAACCCUUUUGAAGAAGGCCCAGGGCUGGACGAAGAGGAGCCGGGGCCGCUGGGGACCCUCCCCAAUGGGACCCCGUGUCGCCGCCGCGCCACCCUGGAGAAGCUGGCAGGGCUGGCGCCGUUCCGGCUGGGCUGGGGCUCUAGCCGCUGGGCGGGCAGCCCCGGGGACGGGCAGUCCCGUUCGUUCCUGGGUCGAGUGCUGGCCCCGGGGAUCCGGAGGAGCUCGGCCGACUUUGGCCUCCUGGCCAGGCUCCAGGGAGCCCGCGGCCAGAGCGACGAGGACGCGGCGGGGGACGCCGCCCGGAGAUUGUCCUUUCUCCGCCUGGGCCGCGGCUCCAAGCCCCGACGUGCCUCCCUGGCUGAGAGGGUGGUGCCUGCCGGGGAGGCGGCCCCUGAGCCCCCAUCCAAAGUCCCAGAGCCCCCCAAGAUGAAGGAACCAUUGUCAGUGCUGGAGAUCCUGAGCUUGAUCCAGCAGCGCGAGCUGGCGCGGGCCGACGAGCACAUCCUGGAGCUGGAGGCCGAGGAGCUGGCGGCGUCGGGGGGCGGCGCGCCGGGGCCGCCGGCUGCGGCCGAGGGCGCGGGCGCGGGCCGCCGGGCGCGGGACGUGGCGCUGCUCUACGAGGCGCUGCAGCGCGAGCUGUGGGCGCUGGUGCGCGAGACGCUGGCGGGGCCCGGGCCGGGCGCGGGCGCCGGGGCGGGCGCGGUGGCGCAGCUGGGCCAGGUGCUGGUGCAGGAGGAGGCGGCCGACGGGCGUCGGGGCCCCGGGGCGGCCCGCAGGCUGCGCGCCCGCUGGGCCGAGGCGGUGGCCCGCGCCGCACGCGAGCGCCUGGAGGCGGCGGCCCCGGGGGCGCCCGGCGGGCUGGCGGCGCAGCUGGAGGCGCUGCGCGCGCGGCUGCUGGAGGACAUGGGUGUGGUGCGGGGCCGCCUGGCGCCCGCCUACCCCGCCGGCCUGGGCGCCUUCGGGGUCUACCUGCGAGGCUACCACGGAGCGCUGGCCGACUGGCUCGCGGCCGCUGCCCGCCGGAGGCUGCCGCUGACCGACCGCUACGCGCUGCUGCACUGGCACAACCAGGUGUACCCCAGGGAGGUCCUAGGGCUGGUGGACUUAGUGGCCUUGGAAAAUGGCGAGCUGGGGCCCCUUCUGUCCCCUGGAACCUUGCACAGCUUAGAAGAUGAAUGUGUUACAGAUGUUAAGGCUCAGACACGGGCAGCACUGCUUCGGGAGCUACAGGAGGAUGAGGAACAUUGGGGUGCCCUGGAGGAGAGGCCCAGCAGCCUGGCACAGGAUGUGUGUGAGCUGCUGGAGGAGCACACAGAGCGAGCACCCCGCAUCAGCAAGGAGUUCGGGGAGCGAAUGGCUCACUGCUGCUUGGGGGGCCUGGCCGAGUUCCUGCAGAGCUUCCAGCAGCGCGUGGAGAGGUUCCAUGAGAACCCAGUAGUGCGAGAGCUGCCCCCCGAUGUCUAUGUCAGCCGGACCAUCGCCCUGGUCAACUGUGGGCCCCCCCUGAGAGCUCUGGCGGAGCGCCUGGCUCGGGUGGGGCCCCCUGAAAGUGAGCCAGCCCGGGAAGCCGCCGCCAGCGCUCUGGACCGUGUCACCCGCCUCUGCCACCGCGUCCUGGCUGACCUGCUCUUCCAGGAGCUGCAGCCGCACUUCAGCAAGCUGAUGCGCCGGAAGUGGCUGAGCAGCACCGAGGCCCUGGACGGCAUCGUGGGCACGCUGGGCGCGCAGGCCCUAGCCUUGCGCCGGAUGCAGGAUGAACCUUACCAGGCGCUGGUGGCUGAACUGCACCGGCGCGCGCUGGUGGAGUACGUGCGGCCGCUGCUCCGCGGGCGCCUGCGCUGCCGCUCGGCCCGCACCCGCAGCCGCGUGGCCGGGAAGCUCCGCGAGGACGCGGCGCAGCUGCAGAGGCUCUUCCGGAGGCUGGAGUCCCAGGCCACGUGGCUGGACGCUGUGGUGCCCCACCUUGCCGAGGUCCUGCAGCUUGAAGAUACGCCGAGCAUCCAGGUGGAGGUGGGGGUGUUGGUGCGGGAUUACCCAGACAUCAGGCGGAAGCACGUGGCCGCCCUCCUGGACAUCCGGGGCCUGCGGAACACGGCGGCGCGGCACGAGAUCCUGGCGGUAGCUCGGGACCUGGAGCUGUCCGAAGGGGGCACGCCGUGUCCCCCCCAAGACCGGGCCUUCUUUGCCGACAUCCCAGUGCCCCGACCCCCCUUCUGCCUCAGUCUCCCCCUUUUCCUGGGCCGUAUCCCCCUCUCGCGGCUCCCUCGGCCUGACCUGGCCUGUCUGCCCCGGCGCCGGCCUCCCUCUCCCACCCGGUCGCGGUCCCAGCGCUGAGACGCCCCCGGCUCUCUGCCUCCGUGCCCCCC